Molecule: messenger RNA, 543 nt
Organism: Trichoderma reesei QM6a
Lineage: Eukaryota; Fungi; Ascomycota; Sordariomycetes; Hypocreales; Hypocreaceae
Exons: 2
Coding region: 10-387 (125 amino acids)
Source: RefSeq, a predicted model, not a curated record
CUCGUCAAGAUGCGCCUCUUACUAGCUUUCCUGUCAUUCUUCGCCCUCGCCAGCGCCCAAUUCGGCUUCUUUGACCAAAUGUUUGGCGGCGGCGGUGGUGGUAGUGGCGGAGGAGCAGGAGGACACCACCACCACCAGCAAGCGCAGAACAAUCCCAGCGACGCCCGCCACUACCAGCAGCAAUACACACAUUCCGCCUGCGACAGGUACCUCUGCCCCGACACCCUCGCCUGCGUCCACUUCCCGCACCACUGCCCCUGCGCGUGGGACGCACACGACGACAAGUUUGAGCUCGCAGAGGGCAAGCGGACGUGCGUCUCCAAGGGCGGGUUCAGGCCGGGCGAGACGGCGAGGAAGAUUGAGCUUGCGCGCAAGGGUUUGCUCUGAACCUACGAGGCAGGGAGGGAUGGGAGGGCUCAGGGUUUGGUUUUGACAUGAGUGGAGUGUACGAGGAAGCGAAGCAAUGCGAUGCGAUGCGAUGCGAUAGACACUGUAGACAACUUUUACAGGCAUGCAACUGAAUACAAGGCACAAUACAUCACG